Molecule: messenger RNA, 2928 nt
Organism: Myotis davidii
Lineage: Eukaryota; Metazoa; Chordata; Mammalia; Chiroptera; Vespertilionidae
Gene: NLRP12
Product: NLR family, pyrin domain containing 12
Exons: 11
Coding region: 1-2877 (958 amino acids)
Biological process (GO): negative regulation of inflammatory response; positive regulation of MHC class I biosynthetic process; negative regulation of canonical NF-kappaB signal transduction
Cellular component (GO): cytoplasm
Molecular function (GO): protein binding
Source: RefSeq, a predicted model, not a curated record
AUGAGGGCGUCAGCUGAUGUCAGAAACGAUAAGGCCGUGAUUGGAGGAAGCCUGUUUGACCAGAUCGCCUUAGCAGGUGGCGACUUUGUCGUGGUCCUUAAGCAAAACAGGCCGAAGUCUCUGGCUGAGGAGCUGCAGGCUGCCUUGGGGGAUCCCCGGGAAACCUACCGGGACCACGUCCGCAGGAAAUUCCGGCUGAUGGAGGACCGCAACGCGCGCCUGGGCGAGUGCGUCAACUUCAGCCACCGCUACACGCGGCUGCUCCUGGUGAAGGAGCACUCCACCCCGCUGUGGGCCCAGCAGAAGCUGCUGGACAUGGGCCGGGCGCACGCGAGGGCCGGGGGACACCAGGCCAGCCUCAUCCAGAUGGACACGCUGUUCGAGCCGGACGCCGAGCGGCCGGAGCCCCCGCGCACCGUGGUCCUGCAGGGCGCGGCGGGCAUGGGCAAGUCCAUGCUGGCCCACAAGGCCAUGCUGGACUGGGCCGACGGCCGGCUCUUCCAGGGCCGCUUCGACUACCUCUUCUACAUCAACUGCCGGGAGAUCAUCGACGGCUUCGACGAGCUGCAGCCCUCCUUCCACGACCCCCGCGGCCCCUGGUGCGUGUGCUGGGAGGAGAAGCGGCCCCCCGAGCUGCUCCUCAGCAGCCUGAUCCACAAGAAGCUGCUGCCCGAGGCCUCUCUGCUCAUCACCACCAGGCCCACGGCGCUGGAGAAGCUGCAGCGGCUGCUGGAGUAUCCCAGGCACGUGGAGAUCCUGGGCUUCUCGGAGGCCGAGAGGAAGGAGUACUUCUACAAGUACUUCCAGGACGCCGAGCAGGCCCGCCACGUCUUCGGCUUCGUGCGGGACAACGAGCCCCUGUUCACGCUGUGCUUCGUGCCCCUGGUGUGCUGGGUGGUGUGCACCUGCCUCAAGCAGCAGCUGGAGGGCGGGGGGCUCCGGAGACAGGCCACCCGGACCACCACGGCCGUGUACCUGCUCUACCUGCUGAGCCUGAUGCAGCCCAAACCGGGGUCCCCGACGGUCCAGCACCUGCCCAACCAGACCGGGCUGUGCUCCCUGGCGGCCGACGGCCUCUGGAGCCAGAAGAUCCUCUUCGAGGAGCAGGACCUGCGGAGGCACGGCCUGGACGGGGCGGACGUCUCCUCCUUCCUCAACAUGAACAUCUUCCAGAAGGACAUCAACUGCGAGAAGUUCUACAGCUUCAUCCACCUGAGCUUCCAGGAGUUCUUCGCCGCCGUGUACUACGUCCUGGACGGGGCGGACCGGGCGGCCGGCCCGGAGCGGAGCCUGGCCCGGCUGCUGGCCGAGUACGGGCUGUCCGAGAGGAGCGCCCUGGCGCUCACCGUCCGCUUCCUGUUCGGGCUCCUGAACGCGGAGGCCAGGAGCUACCUGGAGAAGACGCUGGGCUGGAAGGUCUCGCCGCGCGUCCAGGUGGAGCUGCUGGAGUGGAUCCGGGGCAAGGCCCUGAGCGAGGGCUCCACGCUGCAGCAGGGCGCCCUGGAGCUGCUCAGCUGCCUCUACGAGAUCCAGGAGGAGGCCUUCAUCCGGCGGGCCCUGAGCCACUUCCAGGUGGUCGUGGUCAGCAACAUGGCCACCAAGAUGGAGCACGCGGUCUCCGCCUUCUGCCUGAAGCACUGCGCCAACGCCCUGGUGCUGCACCUGCACGGGGCCGCCUACCGGGCGGACGAGGAGGAGGAAGAGGAAGAGGAGGAGGAGGGGGCCAGGCGGGCAUCGGGGGCCCAGACGCUACUGGCACCAUCCCCCGAGAGGAACGUUUUGCCAGACGCCUACAGCGACCAGCUGGCCACCGCUCUCAGCUCCAACCCGAAUCUGAUAGAGCUGGCUUUGCACCACAAUGCCUUGGGGAGCCAGGGGGUGAAGCUGCUGUGUCAAGGGCUCAGACACCCCAACUGCAAACUUCAGAAUCUGAGGCUGAAGAGGUGCCGGGUGCCCAGCGCCGCCUGCCAGGACCUGGCCGCCGCGCUGGCCGCCAACAAGAACUUGAUGAGGAUGGACCUGAGCAGCAACGCCCUGGGGCUGCCCGGCGUGAGGCUGCUCUGCGAGGGGCUGCGGCACCCCAAGUGCAGGCUGCAGAUGCUCCAGUUGCGGAAGUGCCAGCUGGAGGCGGGGGCCGGGCAGGAGGUGGCCUCGGUGCUCAGCUCCAACCGCCACCUGGUGGAGCUGGACCUGACGGGCAACGCGCUGGAGGACACGGGGCUGCGGCGGCUGUGCGAGGGCCUGAGGCACCCGGUCUGCAGGCUGCAGAUCCUGUGGUUAAAGAUCUGUCACCUCACUGCUGCAGCCUGUGAAGACCUGGCCUCCACCCUCCCUGUGAACCAGAGCCUGAUGGAGCUGGACCUCGGCCUGAACGACCUGGGGGACCCCGGGGUGCUGCUGCUGUGUGAGGGCCUCAGGCACCCCCAGUGCAAACUCCAGACCCUCCGGCUGGGCAUCUGCCGGCUCAGCUCCGCCGCCUGCGAGGGCCUGGCUGCCGUGCUCCAGUCCAACCGCCACCUCCGGGAGCUGGACCUGAGUUUCAACGACCUGGGCGACCGGGGCAUGUGGUGGCUGUGCGAGGGGCUGCAGCACCCCACCUGCAGGCUCCAGAAGCUGUGGCUGGACAGCUGCGGCCUCACCGCCAAAUCCUGUGAGGAUCUCUCCUCCACCCUGGGGGUCAACCAGACCCUGACCGAGCUCUACCUGACCAACAACGCCCUGGGCAACACGGGCGUCCGGCGGCUGUGCAAGCGGCUGAGGCAUCCCGGCUGCAAACUGCGGGUCCUGUGGCUGUUCGGCGUGAACCUGAGCACGGUCACCCACAGGGAGCUGGCGGCCCUCCGCUGGACCAAGCCUUCCCUGGACAUUGGCUGCUGACCGCUCCUGCUCCUGCUCCUGCCCUGCCCGUGUCGCCGCUGCAGGAGGCAG